This is a messenger RNA of Mus musculus (house mouse), 4880 nucleotides long. RefSeq names its product flotillin 2 (gene Flot2). Gene Ontology annotation, cellular component: adherens junction; vesicle; endosome. The coding region runs from base 2504 to 3679 and encodes 391 amino acids. Gene Ontology annotation, biological process: positive regulation of establishment of T cell polarity; positive regulation of canonical NF-kappaB signal transduction; regulation of myoblast differentiation. The record is from RefSeq and is a predicted model, not a curated record. Lineage: Eukaryota; Metazoa; Chordata; Mammalia; Rodentia; Muridae. The transcript is spliced from 11 exons.
CCGGUCGCUGCGGACCCAAGGCCUGCUGGCCUGCCAACGGCGCCAUGGGCAACUGCCACACGGUGGGCCCCAACGAGGCGCUGGUGGUCUCAGGAGGCUGUUGUGGUUCUGACUACAAACAGUAUGUGUUUGGAGGCUGGGCUUGGGCCUGGUGGUGUAUCUCGGACACUCAGAGCUUUCUCACCUAAGGGAUCCGGCAGGACUCUUGUUUCCCAAGGUCAACAGUGUCAUAAUCAAUUUGUCACACCUGGAUAGAUCACCUGGCCUACCAGAAGACACAGGAACAGCUUCUAAAGAACCCACACAUCAGGCUCCGACAGCUGGACUUGGCCAGAAAUGGGUGCUGUGUGGGUAGCCGUUGUUAGGGCAAUGGCCCUGUGUCCUCCACAUCUCACAUCUCCCACUCCUAGUUCUUGCCCCCACAAAGCUCCAAGACAGGAAGGCUCCCUGACAGGUAGGGAGUGAAAGCUGAGGGUUUACACCUCAUUCUUGGAAUGAGGCUGACCUGAAGUUCAGCAUGCUCCCUCCAGGUGAGCAGUCUUCACCUGCAGCUUUCCCCUGGGACAUCUCCAUAGCCUGGCACCUUUACUUCCCUAGCCUAAAGAAGUGGCGUAUUCACGAGGAAAGAUCUAAAGUUCAGUAGAAUUGGGCUAGAGAGUUCUCAGUUAGCAGGCUAUGCUAUAGACUAUCUCAGAAAAGCAGGGGAGGGGAGGUUUGACGCAGUGGUAAAGAGCACCCAUUGCUCUUGCAGAAGACCCAACUUCAGUUCCCAGUACCCACAUAGCAGCUCACAACUAUCUAAACUCUAGCCCCAGGGGUCUGAUGCCCUCUUCUCACCCCCUCAGGAACCAGGCACAUGCAUGGUACAUAUCAUACUUGCAGGCAGACACUUGUACACAUAAAAAUAAAUUUUAAAAAUCUUUAAAAACAGAGAAGAGACUCAGACAUCUAACUCAGCCUCACUUUGAAGAACUUUCCAUAGCUAUGGUAUAUGUGACCCAGCUAUGGUGUCAGCCAUUCUUCCCCAGGCUCAGAGAAUCCUCUUGAUUUUCUCUGCAGUAGCCUCCUCAGCGUUCCUGAGGCCCUUGUAUGAGCAGCUCUCUGCCCCUUUUCUGAGUAAUUCUUUCACUUCUGGCCUCUGAGCUGCAGCCUCCCCUUCUCCCUGUUUCCCUCCCUCCCCCACCCCCUUCUGUUCCCUUCUCUCCUUUCCCAGAAGAAAGCUCUGGUGGGUUCCUGUCUGAGCCAGGCCAAACUGAGGUAAAGUGGUUUAGCAUUUGUCAAGCAUGUACAAGGCCCUGGGUUCCAUUGCUAGCACUGAAAAUAAAAAUGUAAAAGGUACUCUUAGGCCUAGGAGUGCCAGUGUUAAGGGGUCAGAUGAAGGCAACGUUUGCAUGGCUAGAGACCCAGGCUGCAGCUAUGAACCCAGCCUCUCCCACCAAUGAGUUGGGAGUUCUGUGUUGCCUGUCCCUCUCCAGCCUUUCCAUCCCAUCCGCCUGCUUCUGCCCCAUUACUCUCAGCCUCUACUUUCUCCUCCUUGGGUUUAAGGAGCCCAUUCACACUACCUAUGGCCUGCCUCUGCCUACACCCCUGCCCUGUACUUACUGGCUGGAGUGAGCAACAGACUACAGGCACCUUUUAUUCUUGCUUGCUUUAGUUUUUGGUUGGUUGGUUGGUUGGUUGGUUGGUUGGUUGGUUGGUUGAUUCCCCACCCCAUCAUGAGACAGGGUUUCUCUGUGUGGCCCUGGCUGUCCUUGGACACACUCUGUAGAUCAUUCUGACCUCAAACUCAGAGAUCCACCUGCCUCCUGAGGGCUGGGAUUAAAGGCCUGGGCCACCAACAUAGCUUGCUUUCUUAGCUAGUACUCUUUUCUUUGUCUGUGGCCACCUUUGGAAUUCCAGGUCCACCCCUGUGACUGUUCUGGCCUAAGUACUCUCUCUUUCCCAGCCUUCUUUAAUCCCCUUUCCCAGUCAGAUAUCCCAAACUUUCUUUGGGGUUUCCUGGAUCUAAAUUGUUUUUUUAAGUGAUAUUAACCCCAACCUUGAGGGUCUAUACCCCAAAUAUUUGCUUGCCACAGCUUAUUGAUUCCCAGAGUAGCGACCUCAUCCUAAUUUCUGGAAACAGGUUUUCCUGUGUUAGGAGGGUGGAAAUAAGGCUUAAUUCCCUAGAUUGUGGCAGGAAUAUCUUGGAAGAAUGAUGCUGUUGCAACCUGGGUGACUGCUCAUAGGCCUCCUGAUCUCGGCCCUGGCUCUGGACACUAGCAGACUUCUCCCCCAGCCCAGCAGCUCCUCCAUGGAGAAGAUUAGAGACAAGAGGCUAGAAAGCCUCAAGCCAGCAUGGGGGUACCUGUGUUCUCUUACAGCCUGAGACUGUGCUGGCCUGGGUGGGUGGAAAUACUGAGAGCACCACACCGUGCGGCAGUAUAUCAGGCAUCAGUGCUUAUCUGGUAACCACUGUGUGUGUUUACUGUGUCCCUUCCCACCCUUCCUGCCCCUACCUUUCCCUAUGCCCCGGCUGCUCCUCAGACUGUCUCUGGAGGUUAUGACCAUCCUGUGUCGCUGUGAGAAUAUUGAGACGUCGGAGGGGGUCCCGCUAUUCGUAACAGGGGUUGCACAGGUGAAGAUCAUGACGGAGAAGGAGCUCCUGGCUGUAGCCUGUGAACAGUUCCUGGGCAAGAACGUACAGGACAUUAAGAACGUCGUGCUGCAGACCCUGGAGGGGCAUCUACGCUCUAUCCUAGGGACUCUGACUGUAGAACAGAUUUAUCAGGACCGAGACCAGUUUGCCAAGCUGGUGCGGGAAGUGGCGGCCCCCGAUGUUGGCCGCAUGGGCAUCGAGAUCCUCAGCUUCACCAUCAAGGAUGUUUAUGACAAAGUAGACUAUCUGAGCUCCCUGGGCAAGACACAGACUGCUGUGGUGCAGAGAGAUGCAGACAUUGGUGUGGCAGAGGCAGAACGGGACGCAGGCAUCCGGGAAGCUGAAUGCAAGAAGGAGAUGCUAGAUGUGAAGUUCAUGGCAGACACCAAGAUCGCUGACUCUAAGAGAGCCUUUGAGCUUCAAAAGUCAGCCUUCAGCGAGGAAGUCAACAUCAAGACAGCUGAGGCCCAGUUGGCCUAUGAGCUGCAAGGGGCCCGCGAGCAACAGAAGAUCCGGCAGGAAGAGAUUGAGAUUGAGGUCGUACAGCGCAAGAAGCAGAUCGCCGUGGAGGCGCAGGAGAUCCUCCGCACCGACAAGGAGCUCAUCGCCACCGUGCGCCGCCCUGCAGAGGCUGAGGCCCACCGCAUCCAGCAGAUCGCUGAGGGCGAAAAGGUGAAACAAGUCCUCUUGGCACAAGCAGAAGCUGAGAAGAUUCGCAAAAUUGGAGAGGCAGAGGCAGCAGUCAUUGAGGCAAUGGGCAAGGCCGAGGCUGAGCGGAUGAAGCUUAAGGCUGAGGCCUACCAGAAGUAUGGGGAUGCAGCCAAGAUGGCCUUGGUGCUGGAGGCCCUGCCCCAGAUUGCUGCCAAGAUCUCCGCGCCCCUGACUAAAGUCGAUGAGAUUGUGGUUCUCAGUGGGGACAACAGCAAGGUGACAUCAGAAGUAAACCGGCUGCUAGCAGAACUGCCAGCCUCUGUGCACGCCCUCACCGGUGUGGACCUUUCAAAGAUACCCCUGAUCAAGAACGCCACUGGUGCACAGGUGUGAGGCUCCUGCACACUCAGCCUCCAGCAGCUGCCUGCCCUUCCAGCGCCUGUUUUAACGUCACAGGGACAGCGAGAACAUUUCUGACUCUGGUGCCUUAUUUUGUAGGGACCAGAAGUGCUGCGUGUUCAGGCCAUCUCUGGCUAUCUUCCUUUCUCUCCUGUCUGCCUUCCUCUCUCCCAUGCCCUCACAUUAAUGGCCACCUUCAUCCAGCCUGUCUCCUCAUCUGCCAUAUGUGCCUCUUCCUCUGGCUAUCUGUUUCUCUCCCCUUUCUCCCCAACUUCACACACAUCAUCUACUUUAACUGAAGUUGAAGUUGUGUAUGAUAAUCACUGUCUGUCUGUGAGGAGUGGCCUCGCUGCUCCUCAGAAUCCUGGUGCCUUCAAGUUCUACAUGUAUCUGUCUGUCCUCCCUGGCCCUGGCAGAGCCCAGCAUGGGUACAAGGGUCCUAGGUAGGACACCCACUCUCCUCUCUCCUGGUCUGAAUCUCCGAGUGCUGAACGCUGUUGCGGGAAGCCCACAACCCACACGCUCUUGCCCUUUGAGGCCUGAGUGGCCAUGGCCUAUUGGCCCUAGAGUAAUGCCCUUGACAUGCCGAGGCCCAGGCCUGCUGUCAUACCUGCCCCUGUCCCCUGCACCAUCACGGAGGCACAGAAGCAAGGCCUCCUGUCUAUAGCAGCUUCCUCAGCUUACUACUGCCUUAGGAGGCCCUGCUUGUGCUCAGGGACAUCCCUUCCCUUGGCUUGUCCUUGAUUGGUGGGUGGGUCUUAGUCUGAUCCCAUUAAGUGUUUCUGGGGUCAAUGUCUAGCUCUGUUGGGGACAAGUAAGGUUUAUAGGCCUUCUUCCUGCUAGUGCAUGGAGCUCUCCCAGGAGGCCAGGGCUGUGCCAACCCUAAGAGAAUCAAGUGCUGUAGACUGGCCAAACCUCAUUCCCUCAAUGCCAUUUUCUUGGCCAGAAUAAUGGGGACAUGGGAAGCAGCUAAAUAUUCUAUACCUUUGCACCACUGGUGGCUGAAGAGGCCAAUGCCCUGGUGUCCUAGUAGGGGUACAAGGGUGUCCCGUGGGCCCCGUCCCCACCCCUGGCCCUGCCCAGCCUGUGUAGCUGUUCUGCAUGUGAAUGCUGCAUGUCUGGUCCGGGAUUUGGAUGUUGCACUACCCCACUGCCUGUCCCCCUCUGGUGAAAAUAAAGAUCUCUUAUACCCACA